UCAGUCUCUAUAGGCAAAAACAGGGAACGUGUACCCUGGUCCCCAACCCUCCAAAGCUCAACAGCAUCGCCACCAGCAAACAGGGAACGUUGCCGAUCUGGUUUGUGAUCCCAGUGGCUUGGGACGAAGAAGAAGAACCAGUGGGUCGUUGCCUUCCAACACAGCCAUGGCUUCGUGAAAGACGCACCACCCACUGUCGCACGCAUUUACAGCAACUAGUUUCUCUCGUUCUUCUCCAAGACGCCCCAUUUCUGCAAUUGAACUAUAUUAUUCCAAACUCAUUCCACUGCAAUGGCAAUGAAUUUGUUAGAGUAUCGACAGUUUAAAAUUCAGUAAAUUGAUGGUUUUGAGUGAAAAUGGGGAUUUGAGAGUUUUAAGGUAGAGCAAAACCAUGCUAAACUUCAGUACAUAGGCUGGCUAGCUAGCUCAAGGGAUAAAAUGAGCCGAAUCCGGAGGCUUGUCUAUGUUCAUCUCAUUCCACCUGUGACUGAGAGGGGAUUUUCUAGCCUGAGUGUGGUCACUGCACCUUUUGAUUUUACUGAAAUUCAAAUUAGUCGCCUUCCCACUGUCGUCAUUCUAGGGCGACCUAAUGUAGGGAAAUCUGCAUUGUUCAACCGUCUUAUUCGGAGGAGGGAGGCUCUGGUAUAUAACACCCCCGAUGACCAUGUUACCCGUGACAUACGAGAAGGACUUGCCAAGUUGGCCGACUUACGAUUCAGGGUCUUGGACUCUGCUGGCUUGGAAGCUGAAGCCACUUCCGCUUCUAUCCUCCACAGAACAGCUUCUAUCACUGCACACGUCUUAGCAAAGUCACACUUUGCGCUCUUCCUCACUGAUGCAAGAGCUGGACUUCAUCCACUUGAUCUCCAGGUUGGAAAAUGGUUACGGAAACAUGCACCUCAAAUCAAGCCUAUUGUUGCCAUGAAUAAAUCCGAAUCACUCUUUGAUGCCACUGGCUCUCUGGCUUCAGCUGCAAACGAAAUGUGCCGCUUGGGAUUUGGGGAUCCUAUUGCCAUAUCUGCUGAGACUGGACUCGGUAUGCAUGACUUAUAUAUGUCUCUUAAGCCUCUCCUCGAGGACUAUAUGCUUCGUGUCUUCACUGAAGAAGGUGCUCGCGAAAAUAGCCACAACGAGGUCGAGGACAGCAGCGACCUUGAUGUUGACAAAAGUAAGCUGCCAUUGCAGUUAGCCAUUGUAGGACGCCCUAAUGUUGGUAAAUCAACUUUAUUGAAUGCAUUGUUGCAAGAAGACCGUGUUCUUGUGGGUCCUGAAGCUGGUCUGACAAGAGAUUCAAUCAGAACCCAGUUUGAAUUUCAAGGAAGAACAAUUUAUCUGGUUGAUACUGCUGGUUGGUUGCAGAGGACGAAGCAGGAGAAAGGAGCAGCAUCCUUGAGCAUUAUGCAAUCAAGGAAGAGUCUACUCCGGGCUCAUAUAAUUGCUUUAGUACUAGAUGCAGAAGAGAUUAUAAAUGCAAGACGAAGUAUGAAACAUGCUGAAGUAGUUAUAGCCAGACGGGCAGUGGAAGAAGGACGUGGGCUGGUUGUGAUUGUGAACAAGAUGGACCUUCUAAGAGGCAAACACAAAUCGUCAUCCUAUGAGAAGGUUAUGGAAGUUGUUCCACAAGAAAUUCAGACAAUUAUACCUCAGGUAACAGGGAUCCCAGUUGUAUUCAUUUCAGCAUUGGAGGGAAGGGGCCGGACCACUGUCUUGAAUCAGGUCAUCGAUACUUAUGAAAAAUGGUGUUCAAGAUUACCUACAGCUCGUCUAAACCGUUGGUUGCAAAAGGUUAUGAGCAGGCAUUCUUGGAAAGACCAAGCAGCACAGCCUAAGGUUAAGUAUUUCACUCAGGUCAAGGCCCGGCCACCUACAUUUGUUGCGUUUGUGCGUGGGAAGACUCAGCUUUCUGAUACAGACAUUAGGUUCUUAACCAAGUCCUUGAAGGAGGACUUCGAUUUGGGUGGAAUUCCUAUACGGAUCAUGCAACGUUCUGUCACUAAGAAAGAUGCCAGUGGAAGUGGAAAUAGCAAGAAUAGCCAUUCGGUAUGCAGAGUGGUUGAAAGGACUGUCUCUGACAAGAGAAGUAUCGUAGAUGAAUAACAAAUUUGACUUCUCAUUAAAGGACAUGAGUAUCACUCCGCAGAAUUUGCUAAAACGAGUUUAGAGUUAUUUAAUUACAGUAUAAUUUUAUUCUCAGUUCAAAAGCUUGAUUCUGAAUUAUUGAACUAUGUGCAGCGAGGAGGAGCACAAUUUCAAAGGUGCUGAGUUUUAUGCAACAAUAAUAUAGUGUUAUGAAUCGUUGAUGAUUUUUUUUGAGUAAUUGUAGAUGUUUUUGAGUAGUGCAAUAUAUAUUGAAUGAAUUGUUGCAAUUUUUUAAUGGA
This is a messenger RNA of Glycine soja, 2378 nucleotides long. RefSeq names its product GTPase Der. The record is from RefSeq and is a predicted model, not a curated record. Gene Ontology annotation, molecular function: GTP binding. NCBI's taxonomy places the organism in Eukaryota, Viridiplantae, Streptophyta, Magnoliopsida, Fabales, Fabaceae. The transcript has 7 exons. Bases 439 to 2097 code for a protein of 552 amino acids.